Molecule: messenger RNA, 549 nt
Organism: Funneliformis mosseae
Lineage: Eukaryota; Fungi; Glomeromycota; Glomeromycetes; Glomerales; Glomeraceae
Source: the annotation of a GenBank genome assembly
AUGAACGUGUCAAAGCUCAUGAAGUUUUUAAGUCAAAGCUCAUUCGUGUUACAACAAUUAUAUUAUCAAGGGACAGAAAAUUUUCAUGCCCGAGGAUACUAUAAAUCAAAUAAAAGACAAGUUACUCAUAUACCGAUGCUUUCAGAAAGAUGGAAGAACUGGUGGAAAAAUGGCAACAUUUCCCGAAAACCUGUGGAAAAUUUCGCGUCUCUUGCAAAUAUUCAUAUCACUCAAUAUGGGUCCGUCACAAUGAAAAGUAAAGACAAAGACAUACAUACAUAUGAAAUGGAAGGUUCAAUGCAUCAAUAUAACGAAAGGGUUUCUAUCGAGAUUUUAGUUGAAGAAUUGAUCGAAUUUUUAAUUAUCAUGGUCUUGGAGAAGAAAUGCCCUCAACCAAGGAAGGUGUUAUCACGGGAAGAUUGGGACAUUCUAUGCCGUCGAUGUUGGAGAAGUUCUGCUAGGUAUAUCAUGGACAUAGUAGGGACGGGACAAUCUCAAAAAUGUACAACACGCCUUAAUGCUUUAAGUAUCAAUUUGGGUAGAGCAUGA